Messenger RNA from Aphidius gifuensis, 2094 nucleotides. RefSeq names its product protein TAPT1 homolog. The record is from RefSeq and is a predicted model, not a curated record. Gene Ontology annotation, biological process: positive regulation of cilium assembly; maintenance of protein localization in endoplasmic reticulum. Gene Ontology annotation, cellular component: endoplasmic reticulum membrane; ciliary basal body. The transcript is spliced from 6 exons. NCBI's taxonomy places the organism in Eukaryota, Metazoa, Arthropoda, Insecta, Hymenoptera, Braconidae. Bases 299 to 1960 code for a protein of 553 amino acids.
ACAGGUCUCUCUUUGACAAAAUAAUAAUAUUAUAAUGAAUAAUAAUAUUUUUCUUUGAGUGUAUACACCGCGACAUACGUAAUGACUAAAUAUAUUUAAUUUUUUUUUUUUUUCGUAAAAUGUCAUUUGCAUUAAACGUCUUUGACUGUUUUAGUUUGUAAAAAUAAUAUUAACAUUAUAAUAAUAUUGUUAAAAAAUAAUUAUUAACAGUAUAAAAUUUAUAAAAAAAGAGCUAUUUAAUUUUAUAUUAUAAAAUAAAAAACAGCUGUUUCAAUAAUAAGGUUAUGUUAUUGUUAAAAUGUCGAAAGAAAAUGGUAAUAUAAUGACAAAAAAUAUUAAUUAUUUAAAUGAUAAUGAUAUUAUGGAAAAAAAACAUAUAAGAUUUCGUAGUCCUGAUAAUAAUAUCAGCACUAAAACAACAAUUAAUAAUGAAUCUAGAAUUGAAGAUUUGAAUAUUGAUGGUCAAUCAAUUCAUUCUGAAAAAUUAAAUAAUAAUAAAAAGGAUUUUUCAAUUUAUGAAUUUGUUAAAACUGAAUUAACAAGAGGCUAUCAAUUGGAGCAUGAUGAAGAAAGAUUUUCAGCAAGACGUGAAAAAAUAUAUUCAUUUUUAAAAAUACCAAUACAAGUUGAAAAAUUUAUGUCAUAUGGAUUUUUUCAAUGUGCUGAUUCAUUUUUAUUUGUAUAUACAUUUUUACCAUUAAGAUUUAUAAUGGCACUUUGGGCAAUAAUAACAAGACCAUUAAAAUAUUAUUUUGGUAGAACAAAUGAUGAAAAUAAAAAAUGUGAAAGAUUUUUAAGACCAGCUGAAAUGUGUGAUUUAUUAAAAGGUUUUAUUGUUCUUGGUUGUUGGAUUGCAAUAUUUAAAGUUGAUACAUCAAUGAUGUAUCAUCUUGUUAAAAGUCAAUCAGUCAUAAAACUUUAUAUAUUUUAUAAUAUGUUGGAAGUUGGUGAUCGUUUAUGUAGUGCAUUUGGACAAGAUACAAUUGAUGCAUUAUUAUGGACAGCAACUGAGCCAAGAUCAAAUUCAAGACACAGACAACAUCUUGGAACAUUACCACAUUUAUUAUUUGCAUUGACAUAUGUCUUUUCACACAGUGUAUUGGUACUUUGUCAAGCAACAACAUUAAAUGUUGCCAUCAACAGUAGUAACAAAGCUCUAUUAACAAUUAUGAUGUCUAAUAAUUUUGUCGAAUUGAAAGGUUCUGUUUUUAAAAAAUUUGAUAAAAAUAAUUUAUUUCAAUUAUCAUGUGCUGAUGUGAGAGAACGUUUUCAUUUGAUGAUGUUACUUUUAGCAGUUAGUUUACAAACAAUGAAAGAAUACGGCUGGAAAGCUGAUAGAUUUGCUAUUUUAUUACCUGACUGUGUGCUAUUACUAAUUGCUGAAGUUCUUGUUGAUUGGAUUAAACAUGCUUUUAUAACUCGUUUUAAUGAAUUACGUUCAACAGUUUAUCGAGAUUAUACAGUGAGUUUAGCAUAUGACAUGGCACAAACACGUCAAUCAACAGCAUUUUCAGAUCCAUCUGAUCUUGUUGCACGUAGAAUGGGUUUUAUUCCAUUACCAUUGAGUGUUGCUAUGGGACGAGUGCUAUGUACAACAUUAAAUCCAUCAGCAAAAUUAUCAAAUUUUAUAUUAUUUUUAUUUGGUUAUUUAAUUCUUGUUGCUCUUAGGGUAUUAAAUAGUUUAAUUAUUCUUGGAAGAGCAUGUGAUUUAAUAAGUUCUGAUUCAAAAAAAAAUAAUAAUAUUAAAAAAAAUUGUACAAUAAAUAUUACUCGUGCAAAUAGUGUUAUUGAAACGAGUGAACAAAAUUGUGGUAUGACAAUAUUUUCAAAUAGUGCAGUGAGUCUUAAUAAUGUUUGUUUAAAUGAUACAUUUGUGAACAAUGAAAAAAAUCAACAAACAAAUGAUUUUCAAAUUAAACAUGUAGCCAGAGCUGAGAGUGAACCACUUCUACCUCAAUGACAUGUUGUUACAAUCAUAUGUGAAUAUUAAUUUUUAAUUGUUAUCAAUAAUACAUUAUUAAUAUAUUCUUUUUUUGUUAUUGUUUUUUUUUUUUUCUAAUUAUUAUCUUUAUUGAGAAAAUGUACAUAAUGCGC